AUGGGACAAGUGAGGUGAAUAUUUCUCUCGAGUCUUUUCAAACCCGUAGAGCUGAGCAGGUUCCACAAGAUAUUUAGAUAGUUGGGAACUAAAAUUCCCUCGAUAAGUACAGUAGUUUUUUUGCGCGUAAAGUUAGGUGUGUGUGUUGCUUUGCAAAAGACCACCCGGAUUGUUUUUUUUUUUUGAUUUUCGAAAGACCUCCCAGAUAAUUCUUCAUUUUCGAAAAACCCAGUUUAUUUCUAGUUUUUAAAGGACCACCCAGUUUAUUCUUCAUUUUCGAAAGACCACCUAGAUUAUUUCUAGUUUUCAAAGGACCACCCCGUUUACUUUUAGUUUUCAACAGACCACCCAUAUUAUUUUAUGCUUCAUUUGUCCCAUGAAAGACCGCCUAACUCGUUAAUGAAAUCUAUACAUUUUCAGAUUGUCCGAAUUUGCCAGUGGUUUCGGAUUGAUCGAUCGGUUGUCUUGCAGACUCACAAUUUGGACAUGGAAAUUGCUCCAUGAGGUAGGAUUUUAUUCAUUAUCAUUUCCAAAGGUGAAUAUUUCUCUCAAGUCUCUUUCAAACCCGUAGAGCUGAGCAGGUUCCACAAGAUAUUUAGAUAGUUGGGAACUAAAAUUCCCUCGAGAAGUACAGUAGUUUUUUUGCGCGUAAAGUUCGGUGUGUGUGACGUGUUGCUUUGCAAAAGACCACCCGGAUUGUUUUUUCCAUUUUCGAAAGACCUCCCAGAUUAUUCUUCAUUUUCGAAAACCCCAGAUUAUUUUUAGUUUUCAAAGGACCACCCAGUUUAUUUUCAAUGUUCAAAGGACCACCCAGUUUAUUCUUCAUUUUCGAAAGACCUCCCAGUUUAUUUUAUAUUUUCAGAUUGUCCGAAUUUGCCAGUGCUGGAUUCGGAUCGAUCGAUCGGCUGUCUUGCAGACUCAAAAAACAUGGAAAUUGCUCCAUGAGGUAGGAUUUUAUUCAUUAUAUUCUUCCAAAUUAGAAGUUAUAAAAACGUUUCCAGAUUAAUAGCAAGUUAUAA
Messenger RNA from Caenorhabditis angaria, 1019 nucleotides. NCBI's taxonomy places the organism in Eukaryota, Metazoa, Nematoda, Chromadorea, Rhabditida, Rhabditidae. The record is from the annotation of a GenBank genome assembly.